Messenger RNA from Pieris napi, 988 nucleotides. RefSeq names its product putative hydroxypyruvate isomerase (gene Gip). The transcript has 4 exons. Bases 166 to 948 code for a protein of 260 amino acids. Gene Ontology annotation, biological process: glyoxylate metabolic process. The record is from RefSeq and is a predicted model, not a curated record. Gene Ontology annotation, molecular function: hydroxypyruvate isomerase activity. Lineage: Eukaryota; Metazoa; Arthropoda; Insecta; Lepidoptera; Pieridae.
GUUCGCUAUCAGCUGCGGAGUGCGGUUUGUACACAAUCAUAACCUCUUGUUUAUUUAGUAAAUCACAGUAGCUGUUAUGGUUAGAUAACAACUGAUAACAUUAUCAAUCACAUUUAUAUAAAUGGACGGUUGUAAAAUUAAGCUUUUAAUUGCCGAAUUAUUAAAAUGAAGUUCUGUGCCAAUCUUUCUUUUAUGUUUACGGAGGGUUCUACAAUAAUAGAAAGAUAUGGUCUGGCGAAGGAAGCUGGUUUUAGGGCUGUUGAAACUGGUUUUCCAUUGGGAUUUACAAUAGAAGAGGUAAAAAGAGCUCAAGAAAACGCAAAUAUCGAACAAGUUCUCAUUAACAUUAAGACAGGAGAUGUAAGCAAAGGUGAACUUGGCGUAACAGCUAUUCCAGGAAAAGAAAAGCAAUUUAAAGAAAACCUAAAAGAAACAAUUAACUAUGCUACUGCACUUGGUGCUUCAAAAAUACACAUAAUGGCUGGAAAGUUAAAUACUGUAACUGAGGUUAAUUGGGUAGUAUAUGAGAACAAUUUAAGGUAUGCUGCAGAAGAACUGAGGGAAUGCAACAAGCUAGGGGUGAUUGAGCCAAUCAAUCAGCACUCUGUACCUUAUUAUUUCCUUAGUGACUUUAAACGAGCUGUUGAUAUCAUAAAAAGGAUUGGAAGUGAGCAUUUGAAAUUGCAGUUGGAUAUAUUCCAUUUGCAACACAUUUGUGGUGAUUUGUCAUAUAAUAUAAAGAAUCUCAUGCCAUAUGUUGGACAUGUGCAGAUAGCACAAGUGCCAAGUCGAAAUGAACCAGAUACACCAGGAGAAAUCAACUAUGAGUACAUUUUAAAGACUUUGGAGAGUAAUGGCUACACUGAUUGGAUUGGUUUAGAAUACAAGCCAGCUGGUAACACAAACGAGGGUUUAAAAUGGAUAAACAAAUAUGGUUAUAGCCUAUAGUGUUAUAUUUUGUACUGUUGAAUAAAAUCAUUUGUUAUUA